AUGCUGCCAUUGUCGUCUACCUCAUCUGCACACUAUCUGAGAAAGAUUAUGACGGCAAUAGCUCAGUCAUUCAAUGGCAAUCUGAAGAAAGCAGUAGCUGGACUGAGACGAAUUAAUUUGGAAGGCUUGAAAUGGAGAGUGUUUGAUGCAGAAGGACAGGUCCUCGGGAGGCUAGCAUCACAAAUAUCGACUGUGGUUCAGGGCAAGGAUAAGCCUACAUAUACACCCAAUCAUGAUGAAGGGGAUAUGUGCAUUGUAAUCAAUGCAAAAGAUGUAUGCUUCACUGGGAGGAAACUAACUAAUAAGUUCUACCGUUGGCAUACUGGAUAUAUUGGCCACCUCAAGGAAAGGAGUUUGAAAGACCAGAUGGUCAAGGAUCCUACUGAAGUAAUCCGUAAAGCUGUGCUGCGCAUGCUUCCUAGAAACAAAUUACGUGAUGAUAGAGAUAGAAAAUUGAGGAUAUUUGCUGGCAGUGAGCACCCUUUUGGUGACAGGCCACUUGAACCUUAUGAGAUGCCUCCUCGACAAGUGCGUGAAAUGCGGCCCCGUGCAAGACGAGCUAUGAUACGAGCUCAGAAGAAAGCCGAACAACAAGAACAAGGUGUUAGCACAUACACAAGAAAAGAUAAAAGGAGGGAAGAGGUAGAUGCAGAAGUUGGUGAAUUAAAGUAA
Messenger RNA from Fraxinus pennsylvanica, 672 nucleotides. Lineage: Eukaryota; Viridiplantae; Streptophyta; Magnoliopsida; Lamiales; Oleaceae. The record is from the annotation of a GenBank genome assembly.